This is a messenger RNA of Nycticebus coucang (slow loris), 375 nucleotides long. RefSeq names its product defensin beta 124 (gene DEFB124). Lineage: Eukaryota; Metazoa; Chordata; Mammalia; Primates; Lorisidae. Gene Ontology annotation, biological process: innate immune response; positive regulation of chemokine (C-C motif) ligand 5 production; cellular response to peptidoglycan. Gene Ontology annotation, cellular component: extracellular region. The coding region runs from base 112 to 327 and encodes 71 amino acids. The transcript has 2 exons. The record is from RefSeq and is a predicted model, not a curated record.
UGCCUUUAUUUGCAGCCUGAUAAAGGCCUGGAUGAACGCAGCAAGGCUCAGCACUCUCCGUUCCUCUCCUCUUGUGUUCUCCCCAGCAGCCACCCCAGGAGCCCUGUGGCCAUGACGCAGCUGCUUCUGCUCACUGUGGCUCUCCUGGUCCUGGCUCAUGUGCCACCAGGGAGAAGUGAAUUUAAACGGUGCUGGAAGGGUCAAGGAAUCUGCCGAACUUUCUGCACAAGGCAAGAAUCCUAUAUGCACCUGUGCCCGGAUGCUUCCCUGUGCUGUCUCUCCUACGUUUUUAAGCCUCCACCAGCCCCCAAGCCUGAAUAUGAUUAGCUGGUUCUGGGGCUGGCACACUCGCUGUCCAAUAAAACACGUGCUGCC